AUGCAGGCGAAACGUAAGCUCCAGCAGCUGGCGGACCAUGUCACUAUUCGUCUGGCAAGUGGCGAAGUUAGACUUAUCCACAAGGACUGCUGCGCAACUAUUGGUGUUGCGAGCAAUGCCUAUUUCAAAUAUGGACAGCUUGGGAAAGCUGGGCGAAGCAGGUGGUUGAAUAUUCGUCCCACUGUUCGUGGUCUUGCUAUGAACGCAAAGGACCAUCCGCAUGGUGGUGGACGAGGAAAGUCGAAGGGAAAUGUCGAUCCAAAAAGUCCUUGGGGCAAGCCGGCCAAAUCUGGCUAUAAAACCCGACCGAAGAACCGCAUUAAUAAGGCUGUCGUUGUUCCACGCGUACGGAACCAAGGCAAACGUCGCAGAGGUUACAACUAA
Molecule: messenger RNA, 384 nt
Organism: Paracoccidioides lutzii Pb01
Product: mitochondrial 54S ribosomal protein RML2
Exons: 2
Coding region: 1-384 (127 amino acids)
Biological process (GO): cytoplasmic translation
Cellular component (GO): ribosome
Molecular function (GO): RNA binding; structural constituent of ribosome
Source: RefSeq, a predicted model, not a curated record